Micropterus salmoides (largemouth bass) is the source of this 3757-nucleotide messenger RNA. RefSeq names its product extracellular calcium-sensing receptor-like. Gene Ontology annotation, biological process: G protein-coupled receptor signaling pathway. Lineage: Eukaryota; Metazoa; Chordata; Actinopteri; Centrarchiformes; Centrarchidae. The transcript has 16 exons. Gene Ontology annotation, cellular component: membrane. Gene Ontology annotation, molecular function: G protein-coupled receptor activity. Bases 1 to 3693 code for a protein of 1230 amino acids. The record is from RefSeq and is a predicted model, not a curated record.
AUGGGUCAUUCUGAGUCUUCCUCUCUUUCCCCAUCUUGUAAGUUACGGAGGCGGUUUAACCUUAAUGGGAUGCACAAGGCUGGCGAUGUGAUCCUUGGUGGGCUGUUUGAAGUCCACUAUAGCUCUAUUUUCCCUGAGCUGACAUUCACCUCAGAGCCACAUCAGCCCAACUGCCAAGGCUUUGACACUCCAGGGUUCAGGCAUGCCAUGACCAUGGCCUUUGCUGUUGAUGAGAUCAACAAGAACUCCAAUCUGCUACCUAAUGUGACCCUGGGAUACAUUCUUUAUGACAACUGUGCUACACUUGGUAUUGGGUUCAGUGCUGCGUUGUCAUUGGCCAGUGGUCAAGAGGAGCAGUUUCUGCUUCAGGAGGACUGUUUAGGAAACCCUCCAGUUGUCGGUAUUGUGGGCGAUCCCUUCUCAACGCUUUCUAUUGCCACCUCUAAUGUUCUAGGUUUAUUCAAACUGCCUAUUGUGAGUUAUUUUGCCACAUGUUCCUGCCUGAGUGAUCGGCGAAGAUUUCCAUCCUUUUUCAGAACAAUCCCAAGUGAUGCUUUCCAGGUGCGUGCUAUGAUUCUGAUUCUAAAACACUUUGGCUGGACCUGGGUAGGUCUGCUGGUCAGUGAUGAUGACUAUGGACUUCAUGUUUCCAGAUCCUUUCAAUAUGACUUGGCUAGGUCUGGUGGAGGUUGCCUGGCCUACUCAGAGAUUUUGCCUUGGGGCAAUGAUCCAAAUGAAUACAAGAGGAUUGUGGGCGUGAUGACAAAAUCCACAGCUAACGUUGUCAUUGUGUUUGCACAUCAGCUGCACAUGAUUCAACUCAUGGAAGAGGUGGUAAAGCAGAAUAUGACAGGCCUGCAGUGGAUUGCCAGUGAAGCUUGGACAUUAGUUGAUGGGCUCCAUACCCCUGCCUUCAUGCCAUACCUGGGUGGCACACUGGGCAUCGCUAUCCGUCGUGGGAAAAUACCACGACUCAGGGACUUUCUGUCAAGAAUUAAUCCUCACCAACAACACCACAACAGCUAUGAAAAUAGCAUGGAGAAGCAGUUUUGGGAAUACACAUUUCAGUGUAGAUUUGCACCACCUCCAGCAGGUUGGGUGGAAGCUGGAGGAGCAUUAUGCACUGGACAGGAAGAUCUAGAGAAUGUGGAGACUGAGUUUUUGGAUGUGUCAGAACUCAGGCCUGAGUACAAUGUUUACAAGGCUGUAUAUGCUCUGGCAUAUGCCCUUGAUGACAUACAGCAGUGUGAGCCAGGGAGAGGGCCUUUCAGUGGGCACAGCUGUGCCACUUUGCAAAGACUGGAGCCAUGGCAGCUUAUGUAUUACUUGGAAAAGGUCAACUUUACUACACCAUUUGGUGAUCAAGUGUCAUUUGAUGAGAAUGGUGAUGCCUUACCAAUAUAUGAUAUCAUGAACUGGCUGUGGCUCCCUGAUGGAAGAACUAAGGUUCAGAGUGUGGGUGUGGUUAAAAAGUCGGCUUCCAAAGGUGAAGAACUCACACUUGAUGAAGAGAAAAUCUUCUGGAAAUUUGACUCCAAUAAGCCACCCAGGUCAGUUUGCAGCGAGAGCUGCCCCCCAGGUACCCGCAUGGCCAGGAAGAGGGGACAACCUAUAUGCUGUUUCGACUGCAUCCCGUGUUCUGAGGGCAUGAUCAGCAAUGAAACUGAUUCCAUGGAGUGCAUCAGUUGCCCAGAGGACUUCUGGUCGAGCCCCCAGCGUGACCACUGUGUUCCUAAGAAAACAGAGUUCCUCUCCUACCAUGAGCCUCUGGGUAUCUGCUUGACAACCGCCUCAUUGCUGGGCACACUUAUCUGUGUUGUUGUGCUGGUCAUCUUUACCUACCAUCGCAGCACACCCAUGGUAAGUUACUUUUCCACAUGUUCCUGCCUGAGUGACCGACAACGGUUUCCAUCCUUCUUUAGAACAAUCCCAAGUGAUGCUUUCCAGGUGGUGAGGCAAAAUGUGACUGGCCAGCAGUGGAUUGCAAGCGAAGCUUGGACAGCAGCUGCUGUGCUCCAGACACCACGCCUCAUGCCGUACCUGAGCGGCACACUGGGCAUUGCUAUCCGUCGAGGAGAAAUUCCAGGGUUCAGGGAAUUCCUCUUACAAAUACACCCUGACCAUAAUGGCAAUGACAGCUAUGGGAAUAACAUGGUGCGGCAGUUUUGGGAAUCCACAUUUCAGUGUAUAUUUGCACCACCUCCAGCAGGAUGGGUGGAAGCUGGGGGAGCACUAUGCACUGGACAGGAAGAUCUAGAGAAUGUGGAGACUGAGUUUUUUGAUCUUUCUAACCUCAGGCCUGAGUACAAUAUUUACAAGGCAGUUUAUGCUCUGGCACAUGCCCUUGAUGACAUGCUGCAGUGUAAGCCAGGUAGAGGGCCUUUCAGUGGGCACAGCUGUGCCACUUUGCAAAGACUGGAGCCAUGGCAGCUUGUGCAUUAUUUGCAAAAGGUCAACUUCACAACAGCAUUUGGUGAUCAAGUGUCGUUUGAUGAGAAUGGUGAUGCCUUACCAAUCUAUGAUAUCAUUAACUGGCUGUGGCUCCAUGAUGGAAGAACUAAAGUUCAGAAUGUGGGUGUGGUUAAGCGGUCGGCCUUCAAAGUUGAAGAACUCACAAUUAAUGAAGACAAAAUCUUCUGGAACUUUGAAUCGAACAAGCCACCCCGGUCAGUGUGCAGUGAGAGCUGUCCUCCAGGUACCCGCAUAGCCAGAAAGAAGGGGGAACCUGUGUGCUGCUUUGACUGCAUCCCUUGUUCUGAGGGAAAGAUCAGCAAUAAGACUGACUCCAUGGAGUGCACCAGUUGUCCAGAGGAAUUCUGGUCAAGCUCCCAGCGUGACCACUGUGUUCCUAAGAAAACAGAGUUCCUGUCCUACCAUGAGCCUCUCGGUAUCUGCUUGACAACUGCCUCACUGCUGGGCACAUUAAUCUGUCUUGUUGUCCUGGGCAUCUUUACCUACCAUCGCAGGACUCCCAUGGUACGAGCCAACAAUUCAGAACUGAGUUUCCUGCUCUUGGGGUCACUAAAACUAUGUUUCCUUUGCUCACUGCUGUUUAUCGGACAUCCCAGGUUGUGGACAUGCCAACUGAGACAUGCAGCAUUUGGGAUCAGCUUUGUACUUUGCGUGUCAUGUAUUCUCGUGAAAACCAUGGUGGUUCUGGCUGUGUUCAAGGCCUCCAAGCCAGGAGGUGGAGCAAGUCUGAAGUGGUUUGGUGCUAUGCAGCAGAGAGGGACAGUUAUGUUUCUUACUUUAAUCCAGGCAGCGAUCUGCACUGCCUGGCUUGUCUCUUCCUCACCAGCUCCUCAUAAAAACACUCAAUACCACAAUGACAAGAUAGUUUAUGAGUGUGUUGUAGGGUCCACAGUUGGUUUUGCAGUGUUACUUGGUUACAUUGGCCUCCUGGCUCUCCUUAGCUUCCUGUUAGCAUUUCUGGCAAGAAAUCUUCCAGACAACUUUAAUGAAGCCAAACUUAUCACUUUCAGCAUGCUGAUCUUCUGUGCUGUGUGGGUGGCCUUUGUCCCAGCUUAUGUAAACUCUCCAGGCAAAUAUGCAGAUGCUGUGGAGGUAUUUGCCAUCCUGGCCUCCAGUUUUGGUCUCUUGGUGGCAUUGUUUGGACCGAAAUGUUACAUAAUCCUAAUGAGACCAGAGAGAAACACAAAGAAAGCUAUCAUGGGUCGAGGCACCACCAAGUGAUAAAAGUAGCAGUAAUAGUAAAUUAGUUCAACUAGUGUGAACCAAUAUAUAUAUAUCACACACA